Sipha flava (yellow sugarcane aphid) is the source of this 1511-nucleotide messenger RNA. It is a transcript of the gene GPHR, whose product is annotated as Golgi pH regulator. The transcript has a single exon. Gene Ontology annotation, biological process: intracellular pH reduction. The coding region runs from base 97 to 1461 and encodes 454 amino acids. Gene Ontology annotation, cellular component: Golgi cisterna membrane. The record is from RefSeq and is a predicted model, not a curated record. NCBI's taxonomy places the organism in Eukaryota, Metazoa, Arthropoda, Insecta, Hemiptera, Aphididae. Gene Ontology annotation, molecular function: voltage-gated monoatomic anion channel activity.
UAAUUCUCACCAAUAUGGGGCUGAUGAAGAAAAUAAUAUGAACAUUGCCAAAUUACAACAUAAAUAAUUUGUACUAAACUCACACAUACUCUUAUUAUGGAGUUCAGUUCACAUUUUGUGUUUGAUAUCUCAGUAAUUUUAUUAUCACAAACAAUUUUCUUUAUGUGUGGCUGGGUUUAUUUUGUCAAGAAACUAUUUAAAGACUAUGAAGUGCAUCACAAAACAAUUCAACUAAUAUUUUCAGUCACUUUUUGUUUGUCAUGUACUAUGUUUGAACUGAUCAUAUUUGAAAUUGUUGGUAUAUUGGUUCCCUACUCGCGCUAUAUAUUUUGGAAUAUAAUUCUAUAUAAAAUGUUGUUUAUGGUUGUUGUACUCAUACCAUUUUACUUAUGUUAUUUUACUUUGAGUAAUAUGUAUCCAUUUUUUCAAAAGAGAGUUGGAAUUUUAGCAUUAAUUAUUUGGAUAUUUUAUCUGUUCUUGUUCUGGAAAAUUGGUGAUCCGUUUCCUAUGUUACCACAAGAAAAAAAAGGUCAUUUAUUUAUAGAAAAUUGUAUCAGCAGAAUUGGUGUGAUUGGUGUUACAGUUAUGGCAUUAUUAUCUGGUUUUGGUGCUGUAAACUACCCUUAUACUUCAAUGGCAUAUUUUAUUAAAGCAGUGACUGGGGAUGAUGUAAUAAAUGUGGAAAAACAACUACUUCAGACAAUGGACGUUAUUGUUGCUAAGAAAAAAAAGGUCUUAUUGGCAGAAACUAAUGCUGGAGUUAGUACAUUUGGGUUUAUGGAUAUGCUAAAAAGAGUUAAAUCAAAUGUAUCUAGUGAUUUAAGAGGAAUCAAAAGUGAUAUUAAAGCCUUGGAAGAACUCAGCAGACAUUUAUUUUUAGAAACACAUGAUUUACACAAUACAUUAGAACGUACUGCUUGGGCCAAAACAUGGAAAGGGAAAUACUUUAAUUUUCUUGGUUAUUUUUUCUCGUUAUAUUGUGUUUGGAAAAUUAUUAUGUCCACAUUGAAUAUAAUGUUACAGAGAGUAGGGAAAAAAGAUCCAGUUACCAGAGGAAUGGAAAUUUUGGUUGAAUGGGUAGGCAUUGAUGUUGAUGUAUCAUUUUGGUCUCAACAUGUGUCUUUUUUGUUGGUUGGAUGUAUUGCCUUCACAUCAAUAAGAGGUCUCUUGUUAACAUUAACAAAAUUCUUUUAUGCACUUUCCAGUAGCAAAUCAUCAAAUAUUAUUGUUUUAAUAUUUGCUCAACUUAUGGGCAUGUAUUUUGUAUCAUCAGUACUAUUAAUGCGUAUGAACAUGCCAGCAGAGUAUAGAGCUAUAAUUACAGAAGUGCUUGGAGAUUUACAGUUUAGUUUUUACCAUCGUUGGUUUGAUGUUAUAUUCUUAGUAAGUGCUGUGUCAUCAUUAACUUUUUUAACAUUUGCCCAUAAACAGAGUAAAGUGGACUUGCCCCCUAUGAUUUAAUAAUUAACUAUCAUUUUUUAAUGAGGAUUUACUGUAUUUUAUUAUAUACA